Messenger RNA from Myodes glareolus (Bank vole), 859 nucleotides. The record is from RefSeq and is a predicted model, not a curated record. Lineage: Eukaryota; Metazoa; Chordata; Mammalia; Rodentia; Cricetidae.
UCUUCCCCCAGGCGCAUGCCACUUAAACCCAGGAAAGUGGUUCACUUGUCAGGACAAAUCACGUGGAUUGGGUGUGCACGGGAAGCGUAUUUCGCUCCGCAAACACCACAGGGGUCAGCGCUUUGCAAAGGUUCCAGUCUCCCGCGUCCUCCGGAUCAGGGCAUUUACUCCGCCGAGCCGGCAAGGGGCGCGCGCGCGACCUCCCCUUUUCGCCGCCAAUUCGCGAGUGCCGCAGGCCCGGCCUCCCGCGGCCGCCCCUUGGCGGGCGGGGCGCUUCCCGUUCCGGGGCGCGAAGGACCCGGAUGCGAGCGUGCUUAUAUAAGCGCCCGCCGGCCCUUCCGCCCUCCUUUCUGGGGCGUGGUAGUGCUCGCCGCGGAGCUCUGCUCGGCCUGCUCCCGUCCUGACUCACCGCUGUUCGCUCCCGCCGAGGAACAAGUCGGUCAGGAAGCCCGCGCCGCAGCUAUGGCUUUCAAAGACACCGGGAAGACGCCCGUGGAGCCCGAGGUGGCGAUCCAUCGCAUCCGGAUCACGCUCACCAGCCGCAACGUGAAGUCGCUGGAGAAGGUGUGUGCCGACCUGAUCAGAGGCGCCAAGGAGAAGAACCUGAAAGUGAAGGGGCCGGUGCGCAUGCCCACCAAGACCCUGAGGAUCACUACAAGAAAAACACCUUGUGGUGAAGGCUCCAAGACGUGGGAUCGUUUCCAAAUGAGAAUCCACAAGCGUCUCAUUGACUUGCACAGCCCCUCCGAGAUAGUUAAGCAGAUUACGUCCAUCAGUAUUGAGCCGGGCGUGGAGGUUGAAGUCACCAUUGCAGAUGCCUAAGUCAACUGUUCUAAUAAAUUGACUUAAUCGGUUAAAA